This is a messenger RNA of Pochonia chlamydosporia 170, 1443 nucleotides long. RefSeq names its product FAD binding domain-containing protein. The record is from RefSeq and is a predicted model, not a curated record. Bases 1 to 1443 code for a protein of 480 amino acids. Lineage: Eukaryota; Fungi; Ascomycota; Sordariomycetes; Hypocreales; Clavicipitaceae. Gene Ontology annotation, molecular function: catalytic activity; FAD binding. The transcript is spliced from 3 exons.
AUGGCGACCUCCGACAAUACAAUUUCCACCGCCAUUGCUGGCGCUCUUUCUACUCAUGACGCCAUCGCACUGCCUGGCAGUGAGGCGUAUGAGGAGUCUAAUGGCUCUUAUUUCAGUGCGUUUGAGAAUGAACUGAGGCCGUCACACAUCGUCAAGCCCACGACGGUAGAACAAGUCCAGAGCGUAAUCAAAGCCCUGAGACCACACAUUCUCGCAGGCGACUGUAAAAUUGCUAUUCGGGGCGAGGGGCACACUCCAUUUGCUGGUAGUGCCAACAUCCAAGACGGCGUCACACUUGACCUGCGUGGCUUCAAAGGCAUCACAUUGAGUGAAGAUCGGACAACCGUCGAAAUUGGUGUUGGAGAGACAUGGACGACUGUGUAUAACGAACUUGAGAAGCAUGGCUUGACAACGGCCGGAGGGCGCGUUGGUCGAAUUGGUGUCGCUGGCUUCAUUCUAGGAGGCGGCCUCUCCAUGUUUUCAGCCGGCACUGGCUUCGCAUGCGACUCUGUCACUGAGUUCAAAGUAGUCCUCGCCUCUGGAGAACUUGUUAGCGCCAAUGCGUCUUCAAACACCGACCUUUGGACUUCUCUGAAAGGCGGUCUCAACAACUUCGGUAUCGUGACGUCUAUUACCAUGAAGACCUUCAAAUCCGAAAGCAUCUGGGGCGGCAUCACGUACUACAUGCCCGGUACAUUUACAGAAGUCCUCCAACACGCAUGCGAUUUUGUUCAUAAUGAGACCGAUGAGAAUACGCACAUCAUGUGCAGCGCGGGUUAUGGCUUUGGGCAUCAGGCUGUUACUUGUGUCAUGUACCAUACUGGUGGCGCGGAGAAUCCGCCAGCGUUGCAGCGCUUUAGCAAUGUUCAACCGCAGAUUGCGCAGAUGAAAAGUAUGAGGUUUGAGAACCAUAUCGGUUUUUGCGAGGAGUUGAGUAAACAUUCUAGCAAUGGAAUGAGGCAAUUCUGGGCUUCUAUAACGAUUAAACCAGACCUGGAUUUGAUGGAUACCCUGCAUAACAAGUGGCAGGAGACACUGGCCACUAUUAAAGAUGCGGAAGGGUUCAUCUUCUCAUUUGGCUUCCAUCCGCUUACAAAGUCCCUUCUGACAAAUUCAGCAAAGGCCGGGGGAAAUGCGAUGAACAUUCCGCCAGAAGAUGGGCCACUGUUUGUCGUCCUGAUCAAUCCCUGCUGGACACAGGUUGCUGAUGAUGAGCGCAUCAUAUCUUCUGUGGAGGCGUUGGUGGCGGAGUUCAGGCAAUUGGCAAGUGAGAAGGGUCUGUUGCAUCGCUACAUCUUUACCAACUAUGCAUAUCACAAGGAUGACGUUAUGGCUGGGUAUGGCGAAGAGAGUCUGGAGAGGAUGCGAAGCGUGAGUAAGAAGUAUGAUCCUGAGGGAUUAUUUCAGAAAGGGGUUCCUGGUGGAUUUAAAUUAUCCAUGUAG